Molecule: messenger RNA, 2634 nt
Organism: Styela clava
Lineage: Eukaryota; Metazoa; Chordata; Ascidiacea; Stolidobranchia; Styelidae
Biological process (GO): proteolysis
Molecular function (GO): serine-type endopeptidase activity
Source: RefSeq, a predicted model, not a curated record
UAUAUCAUUAGAUUCAGACUCCCUGCUGAAUUUGUUAACCGAACGAAGAUGUCAACAACUAUACUAAUACCUGUUAUCGCGUUCGCGCUUCUAUCCUUACCUCAAACUUAUUCAGACAGUCAUGAUAUUCUUGACAAUUGCGAUCAAAGAGGAGAUGACAGAGUGAGGUGUUUUGCUGGUGGGCAGCCAUCUAAAUGUGAAAAGCAGGGAUGCUUUAUGUGCGGAGCCAACAGGUUAUCAAACGAAACAAAAUGUAUAAGAGGAAAAGCCUGCAAAAGAACUGAUCUUACUGGAGCUGAUAACUGCUGGGGAGGCAAAGAAGGAGAAGAAAAUGCUCAUGAUUGCUUCGUAAAAUACAAAUGUGCUUGGUGUCCAGAUAAUGAUAAAUACAAGUGUGUUCGAGAUUUUCCGAAGCCUCAGCCGUUUGUUGAUAAUUGUGACCAACUCAAGCCUGAGAGAAGGUUGUGCAGAGGAAAGGCAAAUAAGAACUCUACAAAAUGCGCCGAACUAGGCUGUUAUUACUGCAAAAAUGGAAAACCCAAAUGUAUUGAAGGAAUCGCAUGCCGAUACGAACCAUCAGACGAAGAUUUAUGCUGGCAAGGUGAAGGCAAGGAGAACCAGCAAGACUGUCUUCGUUUAUACAAGUGUUCAUGGUGUGCAAGAAAUCCCGAAGGAAGACAAUGUGUUAAAGAUACCGUGAUUCCCAAAGACAUACCGACACUCCCGCCACCUACAGCUAUGCCAGCACCACACGUGGACGACUGCUUUGCUGGUGACAUAAAAAGAAGACAGUGUUUCUCAAAAGGAAAGAGGGGAUUAUGUCGUAAAAACGGUUGCUCGUAUUGUCCCGAAAGAAAACCAAAAUGUAUUGAAGGUCUGGCUUGCAGCUAUGUUCCUUCACAAGCUCACAAUUGCUGGAAAGGAGAACCCGGAAAAGAAAAUGCUGAGGAGUGCAAAAAGAUAUAUGGAUGUUCUUGGUGCAAGAAAAACCCAAGAUUCAAAUGUGUUAGCGAUUCUGUGAUUCUUGAUCCCCCGACGAUUUCCCCAAUCACUUGCGCUGCUAAAGAAGCCGUCAACUGCUUUCCUUUUGUGGACCGCUCCAUAAGCCUUGCCCAAUGCGAAAAUCGUGAUCCUGAAUGCAUCUUUUGUCCGGAAAGAGAGGAAGGUGCAAAAUGCUUGCGAUACCGUUGUCCCAAUGGCUAUCAAAAGAGAUAUAAAUCUGACGGUUGUUGCAAAAGUGUUGGCAGUAGUGUGUCCAGUACUUCAGCUCAAAGAAUUGUUAAUGGAGACGAAGCUGCAGAAGGACGAUGGCCGUGGAUGGUCACUGUUAUCGGAAAUUAUGGCGGAUCUAAAACAUUUUGCGGCGGGACACUAGUAAGCAAAAAACAUGUUAUAUCUGCCGCUCAUUGUCUGCUUGCCAGAGACCCGUUAAGAUUCCAGGGCGUCAGUUAUUAUGUGGAAAUGAACUCUUAUGAUCGCGAGAGUGAUGAUAUAGUAAAGAUCGAUGUUUCAAAUAUAAUUUCUCACGAGGGUUAUGUUUACGACGGCCUAAUACAGUAUCACAGCGACAUUAUGCUGAUGGAGCUGGCAGAAGAAGUUCCCGACAGCUCUAACAUACAACCUCUUCCGCUGCCUCAAGGUGAAAUUGUACAUGUCGGUCAGCGGUGCAUUGUUACGGGAUGGGGAUUAACUUCGUUAAUAGAUGAAGAUGUACAAACCAAGUUACGAGAAAUAGCCGUGGAUAUUAGAUCGGCUGAAGAUUGUCUCGGCCCGGAUCCAGAUUAUGAUAAAGGACCACACUUCUGUGCAAAUCGCGAAGAUAUAGAAGUAGACGUCUGUAACGGUGAUAGCGGUGGCCCUUUGGCAUGCCAAAGAUGUGACAGUUGCGAAUGGUAUAUUGCUGGAAUUGUUUCAAUCGGACAUUGCUUUGACAACUUCGGUCAGUUUCCUGGACUUUUCACUAGAGUUUCCUACUACGAGGACUGGUUGCAUGCAAAUGGACUGGAGAAAAAAAAUGGAGAAUACAACUGCGACUUUUACUGAAAACAGAUUUGACUAUUACAACUAUCUGAUAUUACCCAGUGAAAUAGUCAAAUAUAAUCAAUUAUAUAUUUAUUGAACUCCUGAAAUAUUAAAUGCUUAUGAUAAUAACACUUUUGGGCAAUUAUAUGCGAUUACACAAAUAUUUUUCUUCAUUCAAAUUAUUUGUUGUCAUCCGCAUUGGAUGAGACAAAUUUCGUUUUAUUUUUUUGUGAAAUUAUCCACUCGCCUCACAAUUAAAUAUUUAUAUAGACGAAAUAUGUUGGCCCAUAAUAAUACACUUGGAAUAUUUGACACUGUCUAUAGACAAUGUACGGAAUAAAUACAAAUAGGGGAAACCUGAAUAAACUAAUUAAAUUUUGUUUGUGACGGAUACGAAUUUUUAUUGGCUGUGUUAUGCUGAAAUUGGUUUUGUUGAGUUACAAUCAUUUAGAUUUGUACAAAUGUAUUGUUUGUAUAGAAUAUAGAUAAUAUGCUACUUAUAGCCAACGAAGCAGACAUGUUACCACUGAAGCUUGAAUAUACUUGCGUUAACACUUUGUUUUGAACACCUUUUGACUAUGUCAUGUACUGGAAAUGGAAUCUUUCCAUCUU